Messenger RNA from Anoplopoma fimbria (sablefish), 3377 nucleotides. It is a transcript of the gene pafah1b2, whose product is annotated as platelet-activating factor acetylhydrolase 1b, catalytic subunit 2. The transcript is spliced from 7 exons. The record is from RefSeq and is a predicted model, not a curated record. The coding region runs from base 183 to 872 and encodes 229 amino acids. NCBI's taxonomy places the organism in Eukaryota, Metazoa, Chordata, Actinopteri, Perciformes, Anoplopomatidae.
UCAGGUCGGAGAUGGCCUUGGGUUUAUUGAGAUGGGCAGCAAAGUGAGAGUUCAGUGUCAUGCGUCAAAGAUAUCGGCAGUGCGCUAGAGUCGGCCAGCGGUUGCUAGCGAGCAUCACCAGCCUCCACUAACGCUUCGUGAAGUUGGGGCAAAAGAGAAGUGACGGCCGACACCCUGCCAGGAUGAGUGGUGAUGGUAUGAACCCAGCUGCAGAGGCUGAGCCAGUAGAGGAUGUCCAUGGAGAUGACCGGUGGAUGUCACAGCACAACCGAUUUGUGCAGGAGUGUAAGGAUGCUGAACCAGAGGUGCUUUUUUUGGGAGAUUCUAUGAUACAGCUAAUGCAGCAGUUUGAGGUCUGGAGGGAGGUGUUCUCCCCUCUUCAUGCGCUCAACUUUGGCAUUGGAGGGGACACCACCUGUAAUGUGCUGUGGAGGCUACAGAAUGGAGAACUGCAAAACAUCCGUCCCAAGGUGGUGGUGUUGUGGGUGGGAACCAACAACCACGAACACACAGCAGAGCAAGUUGCAGGAGGAAUCCUUGCUAUUGCACAGCUGCUCACUUACCGCCUCCCCAAGGCAAAGAUAGUUGUACUGGGUUUGUUGCCUCGAGGUGAGCGACCCAACCCACUGAGGCAGAAGAACGCGGUGGUUAACGACUUCCUGCGCUCCUGGCUGCCCCGACUGGGCCAGGCUCUGUUCCUGGAUGUGAGCGGGGAGUUCGUUCACUCCGAUGGCGCCAUCGGCCCACAGGACAUGUUCGACUUCCUCCACCUGACGUCGACAGGGUACCGCACCAUGGCGAAGCCCCUCAGUGACCUGCUGCUGCAGAUACUGGAGGAGACACCGGAGGAGAGGCGGGCGUCGCUGGUUUGAGGGCCGUGGCCGAGCAGCACGUCCAUCCAGAGGCAUGUCUCACCCGCUGCCGUGGGAGACGGGGGAGACAUGUCCCUGGUAUCUGGAGGAGGACGGGCUCACUCAUAGGGGGGAAGAGGCAACCCGAUGUGAGUGGGCCCAGAGCGGAGGGUUGGGGAUGGAGAAGUGCUGAAGAGGGGGAGAGAUCUCACUUCAGACGUAAACACUGUGAUUGCAACAGAAUGAUCUACAAAGUCAGACUACUCUGAAUCACAGACAGAUAAUCUGAAAUCAUGUGGGACUGCGGUGGCACACAAAGAUUAGUCUUGGCUUGUGGAUAAAAUGAGUGUUUGCCUCAGUCAUCGGUGCCACGGAGAUGUGAUACGAAUAGAAAAAACAAUCUAACUUCUUCCUCCGUGUUUCGUUUGAUAUCAGCAACACAGUUAGCUGUGCAGCUUCUCUAUUAACAUUUGAGAAGUCAAGUGCACAACAUACUCACAGUAGGCAGAACAAUUACCCAACAUUGAGCAGUGGUUCCCAACCCGGAGCCAGGGGUCCCUAGGGUGUCGCAAGAAAAAAUAUAAUUUUAAAGGGAUAAAAGGAAAAAGAAAUUCCCUCACAAAAAUGUGUUGCUUAUAUAGUUUUUGCUUUUGUUCUAGCUCAUAAAGCAGAAUACAUCCAAGUCUUCAGGCCAAAUUGUAACAAUCUCAGAAGUAAAAAAAAAAAAACAGUAAUUGGUGUUGCAUGGCUACUUCAAAGGUUCACUUGUCAAAAAGGUUGGGAACCAUUUCUGAGAUGUAUACUGUGUUUAUAGUGAGCAGUAUUAAAAAAAAAAAAAAAAAAAAAAACUCAGUAUUAGACGAUUUUGCUUAAAACAUAAUCCAGUGAAGCAAAUGUCAUGUAAAAUAAUCACACACAUUUAUUAUGAUAGAGUUUUGUCUGUCCAGUUCUUUAUGCGUGAUAUUAAAGUUACCCAGCUAAACAGGGAGCUAAAUGUUCACUUUUGAACUCGGUGUGCAACUAAUUGUCUUUUUAAACUGUCGAUCAAUAUAAAAUAGAUAAGUGUAAAUAUGAAGGGUUAACUACUUUUCCACAAACACUGCUGAUCACUACUUCACCCUUGUGUCACCUAAAAUCAUCACUGAACUAAACGGACAACUGAACCCUGACGUCGGUGUAGGCUGCAUGCAUUUUUUUUAUAAGACGAGCCUUCGCUUCGCUGUAUUAAAUGAGUGAACGUAAAGUUAAAAUCACGUUUUCAUACAUAUUCAUUAGUGAUAUUAGGCUGUUGUCUGAUGUUCUACAUACGUCUUCCAAACACUCCCAACCCUGCUGCUUAUAUGUGCAAAAAAACUUCUAUCCCACCUAGCUAGUGUAUUUACAUUUUAAUUGUAGAAUCACAUUUCACUGUUUGUGUCCCGAUAGAUUUACUGUGACUAUUCCUUUUAAUGUCUAAAAGAACAAGAAGGUUACACAUUUCAAACAUUUUGAUUUGCCAAACUAAGACCUGCCAGCUUUUAAAAUUUCUUGACUGUUACUUGGGUAUCUGUUGAAGGACAUUGUUGAAUAGAAAAUAUAUAUGUCAAUAACGAUGUAUGUAAACUGCUUUUCAGUAGUAAUGCACUUAGUAAAAAGCACUUGAUUUUAUUUUUCACAACAUAGAAAAACAGUAGAGACUUCUGUUCCAGUAUUCCUGCUUUCACCUCAACUUGCUGAUCACAACACAAGUUUUUCCUCAGAAAAACACAGAUUGAUUUGGUACAUUUCUUUCUGUGUCUGUAUCUCACACUAAUACUCACACUCAGACUUUAUUUCUCUCCUUGUUAUAUUUGUUGUCGACUCCAACCCAGCCCUGCCUUGGCCCUGACAUCCCUAUGUGGUGUAGUUACUGAAUAUUUUUUCAUAGUAAAAAGUAGCCUCACAGUUAAGCUACUGAAGACAGCUUUACUGAAUAUUGUCACGCUAACUACUAAAAAGCACACACAGUUCAUGUAAAGAAAACCGUUUGUCUGUGAGCCUCUACUGUAACCUAAUUAUUUCUUUUGUUCAAAUUGUGGCUGAGAGUCUCUCGUCGAGCAUCGACAUUCUCCAACGUUACUGCUGUCUUAAGCUCUGCACAUUUGCGUGCUGUAUAUAAAAAGUGUGUGUGUGUGUGUGUGUGUGUGUGUGUGUGUGUGUGUGUGUGUGUGUGUGUGUGUGUGUGUGUGUGUGUGUGUGUGUGUGUGUGUGUGUGUGUGUGUGUGUGUGUGUGUGUGUGUGUGUGUGUGUGUGUGUGUGCGCGCGUGUGUGCGCCUUACGUGUUGAUGGGGACGGUUGUGUUCAGUGUGUCUGGUACUGGAAUUGUGUCAGUUGGACGUAUGAGUGGAGAAGUGACCCCGGCUGUAUACGAGACAUGUGAAGCUUGAGGAAGUGAUGUCUGAAGGGGGAUCAGAUUGUGGGAGUCUGUGUUUGGUGCAAUACGGCAUUUGCACUGUUUUGGCUCGUUGUCACGUUAUUGAGGUAAAGCAUUCCAAUAAAAAACACAAA